UUUAUUUCCCUCUCGCCCUGCAGCUUUUAGACUCCAGGCGGCUGCCGUAAGGCGGGGCGGCAAGAUGGCAGCCUCCGCUUUUGCUGGUGCCGUGAGAGCAGCAUCAGGAAUCUUCCGACCCCUGAAUAUUUUGGCCUCUUCAGCCUAUCGAAACUGCGCCAAGAAUGCCUGUCUUAGUUCUGCCCUGUCCACCCGACGUUUCAGUCCCACUCAGACACUGGUUGUUUCCUCUGCUCCCAGGCUUAUCACAUCUGUCAGGAACCUGACAUGUGGGCCUACAGCAACAGUCUUCAAUAGAGUGGCCCCCUUGCUCCCAGGUGUCCUGAAGCUACCAGUCAGAACUGUCACAUACUUCAGUUCACGAAAAGGCAAGAGAAAGACUGUGAAAGCUGUCAUCUAUAGGUUUCUUCGACUUCAUUCUGGCCUGUGGCUAAGGAGGAAGGCUGGUUAUAAGAAAAAAUUAUGGAAAAAGACGGUUGCAAGAAAAAGACGCUUAAGGGAAUUUGUCUUCUGCAACAAAACUCAGAGUAAGCUCCUGGAUAAAAUGACGACGUCUUUCUGGAAGAGGCGGAACUGGUACGCUGACGACCCGUAUCGGAAGUACCACGAUCGGACGAACCUGGAAGCGUAGAUCAGAAGUUUUAUGAUUUCCUGGUGGAUGAAUCUGCAUCUUUGUGUAUAUGAUGUCUUUGCAAAAGUGAGAGAGUAUGAAAUGUGCUGUAAAUUGUACCAGCUGAUAUGGUAACAUACAGUACCAACAUUAAAUUUAUCUGCGUUCUAAAACUCAAUGGAGUAAACAUUCCCAGGUUUGUUCAGAGAAAUAGAAAUUUUAAAUGAAUGAUUAUUGUUCAUUAUUAAUUACAUGGUAACGGCUUAACCAGUUGUUCCCAUUAGGCUUAUUUAGCUGCAAGGAAUCUCAAGCGAGGACAGACAUAAAAAGACUGUAAAGUAACAAGUUAGCUCACGCAGUGUGACGUUUAAAGGACACGUGCCUGGGGACUCAGGAACCACCUCACCACCCCUCCUCCCUCCCAGAGCGGACCCCCGGGCCUCAGGACAAGCAGCAGCCACAUGGUGAUCCUGGACCCGAGGCACCUCCAGGGGUCCAGCGGCAGGACGUGGUGGGCCUCUAGGCGUGGAGUCUGCCUUGCAUGCGGCUCAGUUCUUGUUGCAUCGCGGGCUCCACUCUCUCUCUCCUCACCACGCUCUCUAAUUCACAGCUUCUGUUUACUCUCAGUACCCGCUCCCUCGUAGCGUGCACCACGCAGGUUCUUCUCUGCAUCAGGACCCUCAGCUCCUGACUCCAGGCUCUGACUGUCAGGACCCAACCGGGCCAGCUUGUCUCUUCACACCAGGUCUCAUCAGGGGCGCUGACCAGCGUAGGGACUGGCUGUUCUUAGGUCAGGAGCCCAACCUGGCCCACUUGGUCAUAUUAGCUGGUCCUCGUGCAGCAAAAACUAGUUCUGUGAGCAGUUUCACUCCGAGGGGAGCCCGGGGUGGCAGCACGCACCCAGGGGACUGGGUUUAUUGUGUUCACAACGGUUCUCACUCAGGUUAUUGGGAAAGGAUUUUUUUUCAAUAGGAGAAAAUGAAAUAGUCUUUCGGGAUGUCCAUUCAUGAAAUAAAAGGCUAUACAGGUGAAGACAAAAGCUUUUUACCCAGGAUUUAAAAGGUACUGUAUUUUUUAAAAGUUGGUUUGUCCACUUGUGAUUCCGUAUUUUCAACUGUGAGGAUAAACUUUUCCAAAAUUUUCCAAAGACACAUUGUACAAACUAAGGGUAAAAAGUAACCUCAGUCAUUUUAGAAAUGAGGCAAGAGUGAAGCAUUAUUCACUUGAAGAGGGUCAGGCACUGAGGAAAGUUUAGAUUUUCAAAGUGAUUAUGAGGGCCUGGUUCUAAGCUCUCCUAUCAGAAUCACCUGGAAAGCAUUUUCAAACAAUAGAGCAUUUCGCUUGGUUGAAAAAUCAUUAUUAUAUAGAACCAUGCCUCAAUUACUGCUUCAGAUCCUUUAAUAUAAUAGUUGAUAGUGAUAUGAUGAAGUUCCUCUAUUAUUAACAGAUUAAGGGAAAAGCUACCCAAAUUGAACUUCUGUGGCAGGCUCGGAUUAGUGGAGGGAUUCCUAGAAACCAGUGUGCGUUCGUUAAAAGGGUGACAAUGGCAUGUUCGAAAACUACAAAGCCACAUGUAUGUCUGUUUCCAGUUAAUAAAGAAAGGACAUUUGAUUUGAGAUGAGAAUCUUGA
This is a messenger RNA of Camelus dromedarius (Arabian camel), 2240 nucleotides long. It is a transcript of the gene MRPL35, whose product is annotated as mitochondrial ribosomal protein L35. NCBI's taxonomy places the organism in Eukaryota, Metazoa, Chordata, Mammalia, Artiodactyla, Camelidae. Gene Ontology annotation, cellular component: ribosome; mitochondrion. Bases 65 to 631 code for a protein of 188 amino acids. Gene Ontology annotation, molecular function: structural constituent of ribosome. Gene Ontology annotation, biological process: translation. The record is from RefSeq and is a predicted model, not a curated record. The transcript has 4 exons.